CAGCUGCUUUGGAGAGAAGAAAGGCUCCGAUGAAAGAGGCACUUUUCUCUGGUGUUUUGGGCACGGAUUAGUUUGAAGCCAAGAGCUGGCUGUCCUCAUCUCCACCUCCAAAGGUGUAGCUCCUGCAGCACCUCCAUCAGCGAGUGCUGAAAGCCGUGAAGGUUUCAGGCGGGCCACAAAAAACAGCUGCCAAGAGCAGGGCGCCCUCCCUUCCCGGAAAGCCAGGAACCCCCAGCGCUCCCUCCUCCCCGGGGUGCGCUCGGGGCUCCCUCACAGCUGGCAUCCCGACUACGAACCAGGACCUUCACCUCGAGCUGAAGCUGGCGGCUUUCGGCUCUGUGCACAGCCCGGGAGGGGACGGGAGCUUGCUGCCCCGCCGGGACACAGGCACGCCGAGCAGCGAGCCACGCUCUCCCCGCGGAGCACGGAGGCGGCGGCGAGCAGAUAAAAAGAUGAAAGCCUCGGUCAUGCUUUGCAGCAAAUUUCAUGUAACACGCGAGGGGAACUGAAGCAGAAACCAAAGCCAAGGCAAAGCAGCAUCUGACCUUGUCACUGGGGGGCAGAAAACAGCCGCUGCUUCCACUGGUGCUUCGAUCAAGCUCCCUGGGCAAUGUGGAAUUGCAGAGAGCUCACAAAGUGCAAGUUCCCUCCAGGUCCGUGGCGUGAAUAAAAAUUGUUAAUUCUUGGCUUGAUUUGUCAUCCUUUGGGGGAAAAGAAAGGUAUGUCAGACUGGCCAUUGUGCAGUUAGACCGAGCACAACUGGAAGUGGGUUGCUCCAGAGAUGAGAGUGACUGAGGCCAGCAAAGCCAAGGAGAAGCCUGUUCAACUGCACAUCUACCCGGGAUUCCUUGGAGAGGUGAUAAAGUGAGUGAUAAGGCAAAGUGGGAGUUAUAAAGUGGAUGCAACAGCUCCAGCAGAACUUCUCACUGCCACGUACGCUCGUUACAAAGCAACUAACAUUAUUUGGAAAUCUAUUUGAGGAAAAAAAUGCACUUUGAGCGUCUCUGCAGUUCUUGUGUCUGAAGCAUUGAUCAGGAAAAUCACCAGCACAACACCAACAAAAGAGAGGAGAAUAUGGUGAAGGCAGCUAAGGAAAUUGAAAUGGAGAACCCAAGAGAGGCAGAGACUCCCAGCACAGGGGCCACAUGUUCCCCCCCAGAGGAAGAAGCAAAAAAACCCUCCAUGCUCUGUUUUAAGAAGCGGAAGAAGUCCUGUAAGAAGGGGCUGACUGUGAAGGAUGCGUGUGAAGGAGCCUCAGAGGAGAAAAGCCAAUGUGUCAGCGCUGACCAAGAGGAGGCCAAAGCUUCCAAUCCACCACGAUCCUCCAAAGGAACCUGGGCAGCCAUCAAAAACCUUGCCAGGCCUCAGAGAAGGCAGAAGUCCUCCUCACGGAAGAAGGUGCCCUCUGAUUCCCAAGUGCAGCUGGAGGUGGAUGCUGAGGAGAGCUGUGCACAAGACCUGCCAAAGAAACGGGCGAGCUCUGGGGUGAAGAUGCCCUGCGUGAGGUUCUCCAGAGGUAAGAAAAAGCCCAGCCCCUCAGAAGCAGUGGAGGAGUCAGAGGGCAGCGUUCAAGCAAAUGAAGUGAUGGGUGUUGUGAAUAAGGCUAGUGAAGAGCCAGAGGAUUUGGCCCCGACAGACAAAUCUGAAUCCCUGAGCCCAGUCUCUGCACAGCUGGAGCAGGAUACGGCCAAGCAGGAGCAGCAUAGAAUGAAGGAGGACCAGGAUACAGUGAAAGAGGACCAGGAUACAGUGAAAGAGGACAGCCAUACAGAAAAGGAAAGUGACACCUCUGUUGGGAAGAGUGAGCCCUCAACAGAGCCCACACGUGAUGCAGAACAUUCGGAGUGCACUGUUCAGUUGGAGAUAACCAGUUCAGAGACAUUUGAUGAAACAGCCCAGGACAAACUGCAGGAAGGGAGUCUGCCCCAAACCACUGAUGAUGUGGAGGGCAGGGACAUUGCUCCCGAAGCUGCUUCUAAAGAUCAACCUGACAAUGCCCCUGAAAUCACAGAGUGGCAGGAAAUGCCUCAUAUCUGCAAAGAGAUGCCUGAAAGGGAUGAAUUGGAAAAGAGCAUAAAUCUUUCUAAGGAGUCCAAAGCCGAGGAGUCUGUAACUGAUUUUAGUGAGCUGGCAUCUGGAGGUGAUGCAGCGAGUGUGCAGGAGGCAAUGAGUGUGAAGGAUGCAGAGAGUGUGCAGGAUGCAGUGAGUGUGAAGGAUGCAGUGAGUGUGAAGGAUGCAGAGAGUGUGCAGGAUGCAGAGAGUGUGAAAGAUGAAGUGAGUGUGAAGGAUGCAGUGAGUGUGCAAGAGGCAGCAAAUGUGCAGGAUGCAGCGAGUGUGCAGGAUGCAGUGAAUGUACAGGAUGCAGCAAGUGUGCAGGAUGCAGUGAGUGUGCAGGAUGCAGUGAGUGUGCAAGAGGCAGAAAAUGUGCAGGAUGCCAUGAGUGUGCAGGAUGCUAUGAGUGUGCAGGAUGCAGAGAGUGUGAAGGACACCGCGAAUGUGCAGGAUGCAACAAGCAUGAAGGAUGCAGCGAGUGUGCAGGAUGCAGAGAGUGCACAGGAGGCAGUGAGUGUGAAGGAUGCAGUGAGUCUGAAAGAUACAGCAAGCUUGCAGGAUGCCACAAGUGUGCAGGAUGCAGCAAGUGCCCAGGAUGCAGCAAGCAUGAAGGAUGCAGCAAGUGUGCAGGCGGUAGCAAGUGUGCAGGAUGCAGCGAGUGUGCAGGAGGCAGUGACUGUGCAGGAUGCAGCAAGUGUUAAGGAUGUAGUGAGUGUGCAAGAUACAGCAAGCAUGCAGGAUGCCACAAGUGUGCAGGAAGCAGUGAGUGUGCAGGAGACAGCGAGUGUGCAGGAGACAGCAAGUGCCCAGGAUGCAGCAAGCGUGGAGGAUGCAGCAAGUGUGCAAGAGGCAGUGAGUGUGCAGGCUGCAGGAAGUGUGGAGGAUGCAGCGAGUGUGGAGGAUGCAGUGAGUGUGGCAGAUGCAGCAAGUGUGGAGGAUGCAGCAAAUGUGCAGGAAGCAGUGAGUGUGCAGGAGACAGCAAGUGCCCAGGAUGCAGCAAGCGUGAAGGAUGCAGCAAGUGUGCAGGAUGCAGCAAGUGUGGAGGAUGCAGCAAGUGUGCAAGAGGCAGCAAGUGUGCAGGAAUGCUCCAGCCAUCAGAUACUAGAAGCAAGUGCAGGUGCUGGUGUCAGCAUCGUCAUCACCAUCACCGAAGCUGAGGACUCUGACAACACUGACUCUGACCAGGCCUAUGAGCCGUCCCCAGUUUUGCACCAAAAAAAGCAAAAAGGGAAUAAAAAAUCAAACAGGAACGCUGACGUUGGCCAAAAAGAGGGCCCUGAGGCUGGUGGUGGUCCCCAGGCAGAGGAGAAAGGUCCGGGUGACCAGGGGCACAGAGCUGGGGAGCAGUACGAGCUGCUCCUCAUGGAAACCGCCUCCUCCCUCGUGAAGGCGGCCAUUCAGUCAUCCAUAGAGCAGCUGGUCAACGAAAUGGCCCUGGAACAGAACAGGCACAACAGCUUCCUGUGAUGGCAGCCUUGCCCCAGAGAGAGAGGGCAGAGAGAGUGAUUUCAAGCUCCAUUUGGCCUGCGGGGUGUGUGGAGAGCUGGGAGAGCUCCCGGUGAAUUCUGUAGUUAAUUCUGCAUGCCCGUUCAGUUGUGUCCAUGUGAAACAGAUCCCGGGACGUGGGCAGACCCCGCUGGGUGCAGCGUGUCCCCUGGGGCUUCAGACAGCGCCACUGACCACAGCUGCGGAAAAAUUAAGGUGUUACAGUGACUGUAUUUUCACAUUUAUGUCAAGGCCACGUUUCUGCUGUCACCCACGCCCUGUUUCCCCGCUGUUCAUGCUGUAGAUCUGUACAUACCAUGUGUUGGAAGAAUGGCCCUGAGAGGCAGCGAGUGCCCGACCUGCUGCUGGGCUGGACUGGGGCACGCUGAAACAGCUGGAGGCUUUAUUGCCGAUGAGGAAGAGCCAAGUGUCUGCAAUAUUAACAAGAAAACAUCGGUGCCAGGCUGCGUUCUGUGCUGUGAGCCGGCCCUCGCCGCCGUCUCUGCUGUGGCACGAAGCCGGCGGCUUCCAGCGAGCUCUCUCCUUCCUCUCCCCGUGUCGGGAGCAGCCUGUGCAUCUCCAGACACGCCAAAGCUCAAGCUCAGCAUCAGCCUGGCCCCGCUGACCCCGGGCUGCGCGAACGCCUCGUCUGCUGGGGGAGCCUUUCCCGCACCACUGAACUCCACGGGAAAAAUUCCCUGCGGCAUCCCGGGCGUGGGCUGGGCGGGAGCAGCCCUGCCGCAGGCAGCCCCUCUCCUCCCUCCCUCCAUCCCUCCGUCCCCACGCCGGUGUCGUGCUGAAGCUCUCCUCAGAUGUAGCAUAUUUUUUUAUACAUGGCAUGUGAUAUAAAUAGCAGUGAGCUGCAUGCGUGAGCAGUCGGCGCGGCUCGGGAGGCUGCCGGCAUCGCUGUGGUUCGCUCGGAGCAUCCCCGGCUCCUUGAGCUGCCCUGCCCGAGGGGUUUGCACCGAGCAGAGUGUGUGUGUGUGAGCAUCACCUCCAGCUGGCAGCACUCCGGGAGAAAGGGGCCUUUUAGUGACCCGGGACUGCAUCUGCGUGGCUGGGAUUUGUGUCCAGCUGUGGGCAAGGCAGAGUGUUCCUCUGAGAAAAUUCUCCUGCGUGUCGCUCAGCCGGCAUAGAAAUAGCAGCUGUGCUUGGCAAUUGCUCACCAACCAUGAGAUGAGAUUUCCCUUCCCAGCACAGACUUUGGAUUCCUGCUAAAAUACAAGGGCUGUACCUGUCCCUCGUACCUGGUGCACAAAAAGAUGUUUUAAACCUUGAUAAAACAUCUUGAUGUCACGAGAGGACUGCGAGCAGCGAGAGCCACAGCUCAUCUCUGUGCAAGUAAAACUUAAAAAACCCCAGAGGGUGGUAAAGAAAAAAAAAAAAGUCUUUUUUUUUUUCCUGUGAAUUUGUUUAUUAAGUUAUCAGCUAUUGAUAAUUCAGUGUGUACAAUUUUAAUGGCUUUGUACUUCAUACUGGUCCUUCCAGGUAUUUUGCCAUACUUUUGGAAAAGGGACUUUUAAAGGACUUUUAGAUGUACCUUUGGAGCUGCCACAGCACCCCGGGAGAGCCAUCCUGAUGCUGGGAGAGGCUUCUGGGGUUACACUGGGCACUGUGGCAGGCUGGUGCUGAGCAAAGGGCACCAGCAUUGCUGUGGGAUCCCACUGCAGUCAGCUGCAGAGGAGGAUGCCCAAGCUUUAGUAAAUAAACACAAAAUUAUCCCACGGGGCCAGGCUGUCAUCCUCUGUCAGCCUGCUGAGCUGUUUUGGGAGGAUUUGGUGUUAUUUCAGUAUUGCCUUUUAGGUGAAACACAUCUUCAAAAAAGGAGGAGAAUGGCAGAAAUGCCCAGGCCAGCCCUGCCCUGUGACUUGCUCCAUGUCAGGGGUUGGGUUUGCAUCCUCUCUUGUAUCUGGUUUUCCCUCAGUUAUAGCUGUACAUAGAACUGAUGAUUAUUUCAUUAAAGCUGAAUGUACCUGUUGUUUUCUCGCCUUGUGAUUGAGUGGGCAGCUAUGGAGAGAUUUUAUAUGUGAAAGGAUUAACUCACAGUGGUGCUCCGUUGUGUCCAGCUUUUCCAGGCAGCCAUACAGUGAGCAGAGAGAAAUCUUAAUGUUGGUGGCAGAUCCAGAUUCUUUGGAGGUUUGCUCCUCCUCUGCCCUUUCUGUGACAUUUCCUUUUGGUUGCUGGUCAGACAUUUCUGCUACAGAGUCCUGGCUGCCCAGGGACUGCUGUAAGGAAUUUGUGAGGGAUCACAAAUCUCUGGCAGCUGAGAAAAGCCAUCCUGCUGCCCCAUGGUUAAAUUCCCUAUUAGACACCCUGAGGAAAUGUCUGAGGCUCUGCAGGCUGACAAGGGUGGUGCUGACAGUGUUCAGCUUGGAGCUGGAUUUUGGGAGGGGGAGCAGCACAUUUGAUGUUUUGGCACUUUCUGGGGCAGAUGAAAUCAGUCCCACACUCUAAUUGUUUUUUGGGGUUUUUUAAAUAGCAUCCUUCAUAUAAUUUCUUGAGACAGUUUAAAACAUACACAAAAUACAGGGGAAAGGAGUUACAAAUUUUAAAUAGUAUUAAUACUAUCUAUUCUUUCAGGUUUACAGAACAAAAUAUAGGUUCAUAACAACUGCUAAUGACUUAAUUAAGACUGUCUACUCCUUCCUUAUGAUUAGAGAGUAGAGCAUUAAUAAAACAUUUAUUCUUUCGUAGAAGGAAUGAUAAAUUUACUGUUGUAAAGAGUGCUGGGAACCUGUGAGGGUGUGGCUGUGACAGAGCACCAAAGGGUGGCCUGACUUUAGGACCAUCAUCCUCACCAACAGCUAAAAUAAUCUGGAUUUACCAUAGAAUCACAGGAUCAUUCAGGUUGUAAAAGACCUCUAAGGUCUCCAAGCACUGCCAAGGCCACCACUAAACUGUGUCCCCAAGUGCCACAUCUACAUAUUUUUUAAAUCCCUCCAGGGAUGGCGACUCCACCACUGCCCUGGGCAGCCUGUCCCAACGCUGGACACUCCUCUCAGGGAAGAAUUUUUUCCUGAUAUCCAAUCCUUUUUAUGGCUCUAUUAGGCUUGCUGCUGAGCUGUCUGGCUCCUUACCCAGAAAUUCAUUGCUUGCUGCCCUCUGAAUUAUGGAAGUGGUUCUUCUGCUCACCCCACAGCCUGUGCUGCUGCUUUUGUCCCAGGUGUUUCCAGUGCUCUCCUCAGUGGGGACAAUUCAGCUCUGUAUCAAACAAGCUCCCUAUCCCUGCUUUGCUGUGUCAUUUUGAAUAUUUUCAUCUCCCACAGCUUUUUUAUAUUAGCAGCAAAGAAAAGGGUGUUUAAAUAGCAUAACUCAUACCCAGAAAGGCUUCCAGGGGGAUAAAAAGCUUUUCUGUUAAGUCAACACUGAGCCCAGCAGAAAACAAGUGUAUCCAUUGAAAAGUUCCUUGUGGAAACUGCCAGUAGACAGUGAUGGCACAUACAAAUAUUGCAUUUUCUUUCCUGCCCUGGGACACCAGAAAUGGAUUAGAAAUGCACUGGGGCAGAUCUCCAGCUGCUGAAGGUCAUGGCAGCUCCACAGGCUUCAAAGGACUGACUCUGCAGCAGCCAGGAGUGUGGUGUUUGAAUCCAAGGCGCAAUCCCUGCAUCAGUCAUGGACAUUCUCGUAUGCAACAUGUAUAAAAGGUUGUGGGGAGUUUUGUUGUUGUUUUGUGUGGGAUUUGGGUUGUUUGGUUUUUGGGUUUUUUUUAAAUGUAUGUAAGAAAUUGAGUAAAUUCACAAAAUGUGUGGGAAUCUUGGUUUGCACUUUGGAUGGAUGGAUGGAUGGAUGGAUGGAUGGAUGGAUGGAUGGAUGGAUGGAUGGAUGGAUGGAUGGAAGCCAGACCCAUGUGUUACAGGCACUGAAGCCCUGAUGUUUCCCGUGUUAUAGAUAGAACCUUUCAACAUGAGUAACUCAAAAUGAACUGCUCCAAGGAAACAGAUUGAUUUAAAUAAUUGCUUUAAUAUGAUUUUACCUCUGCAGUUUUAUUUCCCAGAGAAAUGGUUCUUGUCAGCUCUUGUUGGGUAGUACUAAAAGAAUGAAAUACUUUUCAUUUGCAAACGGACAAAAUUUUAACAUUAAAUGUGACUUUAAAGAACCA
This is a messenger RNA of Passer domesticus (house sparrow), 7636 nucleotides long. It is a transcript of the gene AKAP5, whose product is annotated as A-kinase anchoring protein 5. The record is from RefSeq and is a predicted model, not a curated record. The transcript is spliced from 2 exons. Bases 1075 to 3519 code for a protein of 814 amino acids. Gene Ontology annotation, cellular component: dendritic spine; postsynaptic density; plasma membrane. Gene Ontology annotation, biological process: positive regulation of adenylate cyclase activity. Lineage: Eukaryota; Metazoa; Chordata; Aves; Passeriformes; Passeridae. Gene Ontology annotation, molecular function: adenylate cyclase binding; glutamate receptor binding; calmodulin binding.